AUGCCUAUCCGCGUCAAGCUCAAGCCUCAGCCUGCGCGAGAAGACAGUCCCUUCUCGGCUCGCUACGACUAUGUCGAGCUGCCCUACAUUGCCCCCGACGACUCGUUCCGCAUUGUCGUCAAGAAGCUGUCCCAGUACAUCUCCGAAGCCAUCGAGAUGCCCAGCACCUUUGAGCAGCUGCGCACCACAUCAGCCGGCACCAGUCUGCGCCUCCUCGUCGACCAUCUCAGCGAUACCUGCUCCAAUCCCGCCAUUGUCAAUGCUCUGCUGGCCCUCAAAUGGCACUACGCCCUGGACCGUGACAACCAAGGUCUCGGCGAGGCUCGCUCCAAUGCCUGUGAGAUUGUGGCCUGGAGAUUUCUAACCCAUCAUUCGGAACGCGAGGCCGUGUCCUUUUGCCUCUACGAGAUUCCUGACCAUAAGAAGGUCAAGGCGCAGCAGCUGGAAGAGCAGGAACGGCGGCAGCAGCUUGGUCACGGCGCCGGCUCCGACCCUGAAGCUGGCGAGCGCGCCCCCUUGAUUCCCCGCGUGCUGGCCACCUUUGACGGCUCGGAUCCUCACUUGCCUUCGGGGAGCUCGUCAAAGAAAGUGCAACUCCUCUCGUCUCUUUCUCGUCUGACAAAUCUCAGCUCCGACGAUGAUGACGACGACGAAGACGAUGACCCUACUGCUGCCUUUGAGGGCCUGAAUGCUCUCGAGAUUGCUGCCGUCGCCGAUGCCAAGAGGUUCCUGUCCCAGCACGUCGUGCAGAAGAUCAUCGCUGGCAUAUGGAACGGUGACAUCGUUUUCUGGGACUCCCUGUCCAUCACUUCCUCCAAGCACCCGCACUUCUACAACCCCUUCACGUCGGAUCCCUACUCCCGACUCCGUGUGCCCAAGUAUCUUAAAUGCUGGGAGGUGCUCUUCUUUAGCGUCUUCAUGUGCCUGUAUUACUCUGUUCUCAUUGUGCGGGACGAGAGCCGCCUGACGAAGCCCGAGAUUGCUCUGUUCUUCUGGAUCGCUGCCUUCUUUUACGAUGAGUUGAGUGAAUGGAUAGAUGCCGGAGCCAUCUUCUACGCAACGGACAUCUGGAACUUGUUUGACAUGGUCAUGAUUCUCAUUGGCACCCUCUUUGCUGUACUACGAAUCGUCGGCAUCGUGCGACAAGACUUGCGUCUAAACGAUUUGGCCUUUGAUGUGCUGGCCCUGGAGGCUCUCUUCAUGAUCCCCCGCAUCUGCUCCAUCCUCAGCCUGAGUCCGUACUGGGGCACCCUUAUUCCCUGCCUUAAGGAGAUGGGCAAGGACUUUCUCAAAUUCAUGGUGCUCGUCGUCAUUGUCUACCUCGGCUUCCUCACCACGUUUUCCCUCGUUGGCCGGGACAUCUUUAGCCUUGGCAAGAUGACAGGCAUCUUGACCAAGAUUUUUUACGGCUCGAGCUAUGUUGGCUUCGAGGUCAUGGACCAGAUUGACCCCGUCUUUGGCCCUCCUCUGAUGAUCAUCUUCAUCACCUUGUCUUCGUUCCUCCUCAUGGGCUCGCUCACCGGUAUGCUGUCCAACAGCUUUUCGCGCGUCAUCACCCACGCCAAGGAGGAGUACCUCUACGUGUACAGCGUGUAUGUGCUGGAGGCAUCAACCAGCAACCGCUUGACGCACUUUUAUCCCCCCUUCAAUCUUUUGAAUUUGGUCAUGUUUCGUCCCUGGCGAUACAUCCUGCCAAGAUCGCACAAAUACCGUGCGGGUCGGAUCUGGCUUCUCAAGUUGACCCACGCGCCCAUCGUUGGCGUCAUCAAGCUUUACGAGUAUCUCAAGUACAGGGGGGACGACGACGACGAGUUCCGCGGCUUCAAGGGCCCGAAAGAGCCCAAGGGCAGACGGCGGAGAUCCGAGGUCGGUCAGCCAUCGUCCAUCACUGGCCGGCCCUCUCUUGCAUCUCCUCGUAGGUCGGGGGUUAUGAGACUGCGCCCGUCCAGUCGAACGAGAGGAGAGGAUGAUGCGGAUGCGCCGACGCCAGUAGAGGCGCAGAUUAUGGAACUGCAGCAAAAGAUUGAUCAACUAACCUCGCUUGUCCUGUCGUUAAAGGAGGGCCAGAUCACCAAUGGCAAGGACGAGAUUGUGAGCAGCGUCUAA
This is a messenger RNA of Trichoderma reesei QM6a, 2106 nucleotides long. RefSeq lists its product as uncharacterized. Gene Ontology annotation, biological process: monoatomic ion transport; transmembrane transport. Gene Ontology annotation, cellular component: membrane. The record is from RefSeq and is a predicted model, not a curated record. The coding region runs from base 1 to 2106 and encodes 701 amino acids. The transcript has 3 exons. NCBI's taxonomy places the organism in Eukaryota, Fungi, Ascomycota, Sordariomycetes, Hypocreales, Hypocreaceae. Gene Ontology annotation, molecular function: monoatomic ion channel activity.